UGUUUUGAAAGAUCAGUCAUCUAUUGGCAGGCUUGACAAUGAGGUCGUUUUUGCUCGCGAUUCUGCUGGUAUUUGGACGAAGUUCGGCACAACUUGUAAUCGGAGAUGGCUCACCAUUAGGUGCGUAUAAUAGAGGCCAUCUAGGAAGUUACCACCAAGGAGGUCUAGAUAUCGGAGAACAUACUGGAGGUCCCCUUGGACCUGGAGAUCCAGAAUCCGUCCCAGAACUCAUUUCUGGAUCUAAUAGUGGAGGUCCUUUUGUCAUUAAGCCUCCUCAAAAAACUAAAUGGGUCAGAGAAAAAGGAGGUAGACUGAUUGAAGUCCCUAACCAUCAACAAGGAGGUUUAAUUUCCGGCGGAUUUGGUGGAGGUCCCUUUGGUAAUGGAGAUCCAGAGUCCGUCCCAGAACUUAUUUCUGGAUCUAAUAGUGGAGGUCCUUUUGCCAUUAAGCCUCCUCAAAAAACUAACUGGAUCAGAGAAAAAGGAGGUAGACUGGUUGAAGUCCUUAACCAUCCACAAGGAGGUUUAAUUUCCGAAGGACCCAGUGGAGGACCCUUGGGAAGUACAGGAACUGGAUAUCCAUUAUCCACCCAGGAACUCAUAACUAAAAAUCAAAUUCGGAAACUUCAGAAGCAAUUAAUGGAACUGCUUCUUGAGCAAUAGCUCAAUUAAAAUUGAAUUCAAAGGGGGGAAAACCUUAUCGAAUAAAUUCAAAUAAAUUAAAUCAAUCAUUUAAAA
Molecule: messenger RNA, 737 nt
Organism: Drosophila subpulchrella
Lineage: Eukaryota; Metazoa; Arthropoda; Insecta; Diptera; Drosophilidae
Exons: 1
Coding region: 39-662 (207 amino acids)
Source: RefSeq, a predicted model, not a curated record